This is a messenger RNA of Aethina tumida (small hive beetle), 872 nucleotides long. RefSeq lists its product as uncharacterized. The record is from RefSeq and is a predicted model, not a curated record. The transcript is spliced from 3 exons. The coding region runs from base 177 to 551 and encodes 124 amino acids. Lineage: Eukaryota; Metazoa; Arthropoda; Insecta; Coleoptera; Nitidulidae.
AAGGUCAGUAUUUAAAAAGUGCGAGGUCAUUACGGUUCACCACAUAGACAGACAAGUUGUUUUUUUACAUCUGUACCUGCUGCUGCUGGCGAUGGAAUCUUAGUGACUGUUAACCCAUCGUAUCUUAAAUUUCAAUGAAUUGACUGACCAAGAAGACUGCCGCAAAACCAGAAAAUAUGACCAUGUUGAGUGUGGACGCCCAAAUCCGGUACUUGUUGCAAUGGUUCCAUGAAUGGAGCGAGCUUCAAAGAUCCGAUUUUUUGCCCAUUAUGGCUGAAAAAUAUGCGAAUAAGGCCUAUGUAAACGGCAUCGUCAAUAGUAUAUCAAACGUGAACUGCAGAGAUAAGCCCAUGUCUCUGUUUGAGUGCCGGAUAAAGCUCUUCAAAGAAUGGUUUACACAGUGGAAUAUGGAACAAAAAGACUCAUUCUUAAAACAAAUAUCUGAGAUUGAUUCAAGUUUUGCAGCAAAACUUAAUGAAGAAUUAGAAAACUCUGUUCCAAACAAUGUCAAUUAUGAAAAUUUAAAUGGUGAGGCUGUUCUAGAAGACUAAUUAAGUUUUGCAAUAUGUUCAUUCUUGUAAAGUAAGUCAAUUCAUUAAGACUAUUAUUUUACAACGAAAUUAAUUUUAAGCAAAUCCUCUUUGUAUAAUAGAUUUAUUACAAUCUAAACAAAUACCGGCAUCUAAUGUGGUAGUUAAUUAAUUUUCAGUUGAAUCUCCAUUAAUAUUAAUGCAUUCUUUUUGGAUUGUUAUUUAAGUAAAUAGUAUUUAAUGUGAUAUUUUAAAUAUUAUUUUUUAUUAGUUAGUUUUUUUUAUUUAUACUGAGUUUAAUUAAUGUAAUAAAGUGUUAAUAUGAAUAAAUUAUGUUUUUAA